Messenger RNA from Racocetra persica, 712 nucleotides. The record is from the annotation of a GenBank genome assembly. NCBI's taxonomy places the organism in Eukaryota, Fungi, Glomeromycota, Glomeromycetes, Diversisporales, Gigasporaceae.
AUGCUUCUACGAAAAAGUAAACAUCUCAAAUGUAUAAGCCUUUAUAAUACAGUCCAUGACCAAAUAGUGAAAACGAUAGCAGAAAUUUUAUAUACAAAUACGGCUAUUAAAACCUUGAACAUUGGUUUAGAUAAUCUUUGCUCUAACGAAGGGAAAAAGCUUGUACAAGCUAUUUAUAAAAACAACGCACUGGAAUCUUUGAGGCUUAGUGAUGAUCAACUUGGUAUUGGUAAAGGAAGGGCAAAUCAAGUUAAAUUCGACUUUACAGAACAAUGCCCUUCUGUCACAUAUAGCAAACAUAAACUACAUAACGGGUCAUACAUGAAUAUUGUAUAUCUUACUGGAUCAUUACCGACAUCAUCGACAUCCACUGAAGCGGUAAUACCAAAAUGCGAGAAGAUUGAAAUUACAUGCGAAUCUCACGAUCAAGGAUGGUCAUCUUAUCCUCAAGAUCGUGGUGCAUAUAAUAAUUCAUGGACGUGGGGAGAAAUUUCCAUUGUUAUCCCAGAACUAAAUAAUGACGUUCAGGGUCAAUCAAUUAAUUACAAAGUUGUUGAAAAGGAACCGAAAACUAGAUAUUUAGUUUAUACAAAUAAACAUGCGGAUGAUAAUUGGCAAACACAUAAUUGUGAGUUUUUAUCAGAUCAUCCACUAGUACAAAGUCUGCAACCUGGAGAUUUUGUGGGACUUUGGAUUCGAUCAGAAUUUCCAG